This is a messenger RNA of Sphenostylis stenocarpa, 918 nucleotides long. Lineage: Eukaryota; Viridiplantae; Streptophyta; Magnoliopsida; Fabales; Fabaceae. The record is from the annotation of a GenBank genome assembly.
AUGAAGUGGCAGGCAGCCAUAAAAGUGGACAAGAAACAGAUCCAUUUAGGGACAGUUGAGUCUCAAGAAGAAGCUGCGCACUUAUAUGACAGGGCUGCUUUCAUGUGUGGGAGAGAGCCCAAUUUUGAGCUUCAAGAAGAGGAGAAAAUGGAAUUGUGUAAAUUAAAAUGGGAAGAUUUCUUAGUAAUGACUAGACAAGCAAUUAACAGCAAAAAACAAAAGAGAAAACAUAGUUCAGAAGGUAAAGAUACUAAGCUGGAACUUUCAAAGCAUUCAGAUAAUAAGCAAGGAAAAUACAUGGGUUCGGGUAAGGAAGAAGCCUCAGAUGGAGGACUGGAUUCGCCUUCUUCCUCUUCUUCUUCUUCUUCUUCUCAUGCUUGGAAAAGUAGAAUCAUUAUUCCAACCCUACUAGCAGGGGUGGCUGGAGCUGGAACUGGGUUAAUUUCAAAGCAUCGAAAAACUCUUGGUCUUGCUAAUGUGUGUUCUAGCUAUGCUGCAAAUUUCGCCAUCAUCACAGGGUGCUAUUGUGGGGCACGUGAAUUUGUGGCUGCAACUAGAGAUACAGGACCUGAUGACAUAUGGAACUCUCCAUUAGCUGGAUUUGGAACUGGUGCUCUUCUAGGGCGUCUGCAAGGUGGUCAACUUGGUGCAAUCCGGUACUCUCUGGCCUUUGCUGUUGUCGGGACAGCAGCAGAUUUUACUUUUUUAAAAUUGAAAGAUGCUUUGAGAGAUCACGCCAAAACAAUAUACCAAGACAUUGAGAAUUCAAAGAAGAGUGGAACUUGGUUAAAAUUACCACAAUGGUUCCCAAUUCAAGUACUCGACGAGGAAGCCCUUGCUGCUAAACGUGCUCAGGAAGAGCAGUUCCUUCAGCAGAGGGCUAGGAUUCGCAGCCUUAAGAAAGAAGAAGAAUCGUGA